Molecule: messenger RNA, 1844 nt
Organism: Bursaphelenchus xylophilus (pine wood nematode)
Lineage: Eukaryota; Metazoa; Nematoda; Chromadorea; Rhabditida; Aphelenchoididae
Source: the annotation of a GenBank genome assembly
AUGAAGUCCAUUCUAAAGUUGGGCAUUUUUGUUUCAUUAAUUUCGAUAUCUCGAGGAAAUGAAGAGGAAGCCGUAAGUAAAAAUUUAUUGUGGUUUUAUUUUUACAGAAAUUUGAACCUGGAACAUUCGAAAUACCUCAAUUGAAAUCUGAAAAAGUCCACUUUGUUGAAGUUUUCGAAGAAGUUGACGGGUUUAACACAAUUUGGAAGAAAUCUCAAGCUAAGAAGGAAGGUGCAGAUGAGUCGUUGGCUAAGUAUGAUGGUAUCUGGGAAGUUGCUUCUCCAUCGAAGAUAGUGUUGGAGGGAGACCUCGGAUUGAUUGUUCGAUCGAAAGCUCGGCAUCAUGCAAUUGCUGCCAUCCUUCAAAAGCCCGUUAAGUUUGAAGAUGAUGUGAUUGUGAUCCAGUAUGAGGUCAAAUAUGAGGAAGGACAAGAAUGCGGUGGGGGAUACGUUAAAUUGUUGUCCGAAGGAGCGGAAAAGGACAUCUCUAGCUUCACUGACCGAACUGACUACACCAUUAUGUUUGGUCCAGAUAAAUGUGGGCCUCAAAGCAAGAUCCAUUUCAUUUUAAAGGUCGCAAACCCGAUUAACGGAACUGUCAGUGUAGGUUGGCCCUUGCCUUGAUGAGUUUUUAGGAGCACCACGCGCCUCAACCAAAGAAUAUUCCGGAUGUUACCGACAAGAAAACUCAUCUUUUUACCCUCAAAUUGAGAAAAAAUAACGAUUAUGAAGUUCUUUUGGAUGGGAACUCACUUUAUUAUGGAAGUAUGAUGAGGGUGAGUAUAACAAUUCCGAGCUAGAAUGUUUUGCUUUUAGGAUCUUCAACCGCCGGUCCAACCUCCAGAAGAAAUCGCUGAUCCCGAUGAUAAGAAACCAGAAGAUUGGGAUGAAAGGGAAUUUAUCAAUGAUCCCGAAGCCAAGAAACCCGACGAUUGGGACGAAGCUGCGCCAAAAGAGAUCGUUGAUGAGAAUGCUGUAAAACCUUCUGAUUGGCUUCAAGAUGAGCAACCUCUAGUCCCAGAUCCUACUGCUCAGAAGCCAGAGGAUUGGGAUGACGAAAUGGAUGGAGAAUAUGAGCCCAAGCUGCUGGCUAAUCCGAAAUGUGAGGGGGUUAGUGGUUGUGGAAAAUGGGAGAAACCAAUUAUUCCCAACCCAGCGUACAAAGUAAGAUUUUUUUGUGAUCAACUAAAACGGUCUGAUUUUUAAUCUUCUAGGGUCCUUGGUCUCCUCCAAAAAUUGCCAACCCAAAUUUCAAGGGAAAAUGGUUCCCUAGAAUCAUCAAAAACCCGAACUAUUUCGAGGCAAAUCCUUAUCAACAACUAAAAACCAUUACUGCGCUUGGUUUCGAAUUGUGGACCAUCGACAAAAACAUAAUCUUCGAUAACAUUCUGAUCACGUCCGAUGAAGCGCUGGCUGCUGAAUUCGCUGCUGCUACGUUUGAAGUCAAGAAGAAGUACGAGGAAACCCUGGAACGAUUUGAAUCUCCAAACGUCGGGUUCUUCCAAAAUCUCGUCGACGCCACAAAUGAAAAGCCAUAUCUUUGGGCUGUUUACAUUUUGGUGGUCCUGAUACCAGUGAUCGCUUUAUCCGCUUAUUUCUUCGGCCACAAAUCUCAACCUACUUAUACUGAGACCAAGAAAGAUGAACCAGAAGAUGCCGAACCCGAGGAGGGAGAGUUGGAAGACGAUGUGGAGGAAGAAGGAGAGAUCCAGAAGGGUGAAGCGGAAAAGGAAGCUAGUAAAAGUCCAAAACCAAGGAAACGAGUUGUCCGCAAGGUUGACGAGUAAUCUCACAUGCCUCUAAGUCAAUAAUAAUCUGCUUUUGUUUAGUAAUUUUGCGGUCUAA